UGCAGCCCCGGUGUAUAAAAGCAGCUGACGGCAGUCAGAGCAGCAGAGGACGGGCUGGUGCAGAGCGGUGAGGAGAGGCUCAGGUCUCCGUCGGUGUCGUCAGAGUUACACAAUGAGGAAACAGAUCAGAUGAAGAAGAAGGAAAGGACUCUACAGCAGGAUCCAGGAUCCAGGACCAGCAGGAACACACUCUGGUUCUGGUCCACAGCCCCGGCCGGGACUCACCGUCUCCAGCAGAGAGGACGUGGUCGUCUCCAUGGAAAGCUCACAUCUCCAAAGCCGUGGUUCUCCUGAUGUAAACACAGUGGCUGCGUGUUCUGGUGGAAUGCUGCUGCAGCGCCUGCUGUCAACAGAAACUUCCAGAACGUGUUCAAACUGCCCCCGCUGACUUACGUGGAGAACAGAGUCGGGUCGACACCUCGCAGAGCGUUGACGACCAAUCACCUCUCCCCCCCCCGGUGUCUCAGUGUCUGCCUCUCGUCUUGCUGACAUGUUCUUUCACCCUCUAAUCUGGUUACAGUUUAUAUUCUGCACAAAGCUGCCAGUCAUUUAGGGGGCGCUAGUGAUAUUUAAUAGCAACAAUAAAAGCUACAAAUUGAGCGACAUGAUCAGGCAGGUCAGAGCCGUUACAAAAAGUCCAGAUUCUCCUAACUUCCUGUCUCUUUUUCCUCCCAGUAUCCGUUCAGUCAGAAGAACCAGCUCCGACCCAGAGCCCGGCAGAGAUGCUGGCCAUGCAGCACUUCAACUCCUCAGGUAUGGCUGCCCCCCCGCCUCUCUUUAAUCACACCACCAUGGUGCUGGAGCCUGAGGUGGAGGCCGUGCCACCUAAUGCCACCCUCCCACCCAGUAACCCCACGGCCGCGGGCCUCACCAUGACCCUGGGCAUCCUCUUCAACGUGGUGGCGCUGGUCAUCCUGGCCAAGGCCUACAACCGCUUCCGUCGCAGGUCGAAGGCCACGUUCCUGCUCUUUGCCAGCUCCCUGGUGGCCACCGACCUGGCCGGACACGUGAUCCCCGGAGCCCUGGUCCUCAGGAUAUACUCGGCAGGUGCCGGCUUCACCAUCGACCCCGUCUCCGGGACCAGACGGGAUCCUGACGCUUCCUGUCUGUUUCUGGGCGGCUGCAUGGUUUUCUUUGGUCUGUGCCCACUUUUCAUGGGCUGCGCCAUGGCGGCCGAGCGCUGCCUGGGCGUGACGCGGCCCCUGCUGCACGCACGUCUGGUGACCACAGCGCGGACUAAGAUGGCGCUGGCCCUCAUAUGGACGCUGGCUCUGGCCGUGGCCCUCCUGCCGCUCAUCAGCCUGGGCACCUACACCUACCAGUACCCGUGGACGUGGUGCUUCAUCAGGGUGAUGGAGGACACCGGGGCCACGGACCUGGCCUUCGUGGUGCUGUUCUCUGGACUGGCCCUCAGCUCACUGGCCCUGGCCUUCGUGUGUAACACCAUCAGUGGGAUCACACUGGUCAGAGCACGCCUAAAGAAGAGGCCCUGCUCCCAACGCCGCUCGGCCAGGUCACAUGACACGGAGAUGGUUGUGCAGCUGGUCGGCAUCAUGGUCACAUCCUGCAUCUGCUGGAGCCCUCUGCUGAUCUUUGGCCUGAUGUCGGCUGUGCGCUCCUACAGCGGCGCCCUGAGCAGCGACCGGGACACGUACCGGGGACUGAUGGUGACCGGAGUCAGGAUGGCAACCUGUAACCAAAUCCUGGACCCGUGGGUCUACAUCCUGCUGCGGCGUGCCAUCCUCAGGAAGAUCUACGGCAUCACCAAGAAGCAGGCCAGUUUUAGGGGGAGCACUUUCCGCUCCACCCGCUGGGAGGUCAGCUCUUUCCAGAACUCAGAAAAAAACAGUGGUAAUAAUAAGACCUGAGGGAAGAGCACGGUGUUGGAAGGAUCCGGACUGACACAGUCCAGUUUAUACAGGAACAGCUGAUCCUGACCUCCGAGGUUGUUGAAAACAUCGAUGAAUGAAACGGUGGAUGUUAAAGAGCAGCUGGUGAUGGGGUGUGUGCACGGGGGCAGCCUGCCCUCUGUGAGAGCAGAUGCUAACGUAGCCCCAGUCUGCGUGCAGAGUCAUGAUGAUCGUGUCACACAUCUCAAGUCCAACGAGUUCUUCUGCUGUGAACGUGCUGAUUGGUCGGUUCAGUGGAAAGGCUCACAUCAGAGCAACUGAAAAAGGCUGUGCUUUUACCUCAGCUCCAAGAUGUGAAAAAAAACACACGGUGUGUGUGUGUGUGUGUGAGAGAGAGAGAGAGAGAGAGAGAGAGAGAGAGAGAGAGAGAGAGGCUGUGACGUGAACACGUGUUGUGAAUGUAUCUACAGUAUUUGCCCCAGUUGCCUGGGGCCUAAAGCUAAUUAAAAGGUGAAUGUGAUGUCACAUGUUUCAUGGUUGUGUUCAUUUGUGUCUCUGACAAUAUUCACACCAACAGUACGUUACGGUUCUGAAAGAACUGGGUCUAAAUUAUGGAUAAAUUAUGUUUUAUUAUUAGUCCAGUAAUGAUUUUAUGA
Messenger RNA from Cynoglossus semilaevis (tongue sole), 2506 nucleotides. RefSeq names its product prostaglandin E receptor 1b (subtype EP1) (gene ptger1b). Gene Ontology annotation, molecular function: thromboxane receptor activity; prostaglandin E receptor activity. NCBI's taxonomy places the organism in Eukaryota, Metazoa, Chordata, Actinopteri, Pleuronectiformes, Cynoglossidae. Bases 723 to 1868 code for a protein of 381 amino acids. The transcript has 3 exons. Gene Ontology annotation, cellular component: plasma membrane. Gene Ontology annotation, biological process: positive regulation of cytosolic calcium ion concentration; inflammatory response; adenylate cyclase-activating G protein-coupled receptor signaling pathway. The record is from RefSeq and is a predicted model, not a curated record.